Messenger RNA from Rotaria socialis, 1014 nucleotides. The record is from the annotation of a GenBank genome assembly. Lineage: Eukaryota; Metazoa; Rotifera; Eurotatoria; Philodinida; Philodinidae.
AUGGAAAUAGAUCCUAAUACAACAUUUGUUAAUAAUAUAUCAUUAAAUCAACGCAUUGACCCAUCACGCUGUGUAGAUUUAAUUGUACUGGGAAUAAAUUAUCGUUCGAAUGAAGAAGAUGUGAGAAAUUAUUUUCAACAGUUUGGUGAACUUGUCUUUUGCGAAAUAAAACGGGAUGCACAAGGUCAAUCACGUGGUUUUGGUUUUGUUCGUUUUAAAGAUUAUGAGUCACAAUUAAAUGCACUUAAUAAACGUCAUCAUAUUGAUGGACGCACGUGUGACCUAAAAAUUCCUGAUUCUAAGAAUCCUGGUAUGCAUGAACCCGAAUGUGCGCGCAAAGUAUUCGUAGCACGUCUUCCAGAAAUAGUGACUGCUGAUGACCUUAAUCAAUAUUUUAAACAAUUCGGAGAAGUAACUGAUGUUUAUAUCCCUCGACCAUCAAGAAGUUUUGCUUUCGUUACUUUUCUUGAAUCAUCUAUUGUUCCAUCUUUGUACGGUGAUCACUUUAUUAAUGGAUGUAGUGUACAUGUUGGACCAGCUGAACCUAAAGGCAAACCGAGUGACAAUCAAUUCAAACGUUCAAAAGCAGACCGUAAUUUUCAUCAAAUUCGCUCGAUACCACCAACAAAUACCCACCCUUAUCCAUCAUAUUCUCAAUAUGGCGCAGCCAAUAAUAUGAUGCCUAAUAAUGGUAAUAAUGGUGGUGCUUCAGCCUCAAAUAAUCCAGAUCAACAACAACAACAACAACAAUUACUUUUGCAACAAAUGUUAAAUCCAAAUAUGAUGCAAGCUUUUCUACAAGCGUUUCAGCAGCAACAGCAGCAGCAGCAGCAGCAACAACAACAGCAACAUCAACAAACGAACAAAUAUGAUGCCAAUAACUGGGCAACUGGCAUAAAUGAACAAGCAACGAACGCAUAUAGUCAUCAUCAUUAUCCGAAUGGUCCAGCGAGUGGUAAAUUCAAUGAAUUUAAUAAUGAUCCAUGGGGCUCACAACAUCAUACCUAUCGAUAA